AUGGGGAAACACAAUACUCCCGACGCGCUGGGAUUAUUACCUAAUGUAGCGAACGGCGAGCACACGUCGCUCUUACGAACACCCCGUUCCAGAUCAUUGCUACAGAAGAGGAAGAAGAAUUGUCAUUGCGCGAUCACGAGAGCCUCGAUCGAUCAAUCCACGAAGAUCGUGAAAGACGACGGGAGGAGGAGGAGGCCUAGCCCGGGCGGUGUCGGUGACAACGGUGUCCAGGGUGUUCGCGGCAAGGGUCUGCCGCACGUGAUUUACUGCCGACUUUGGCGCUGGCCGGAUCUUCAGUCGCAUCACGAGCUGAGGGCGAUCGAGCACUGCGAGUACGCUUUCACGCAGAAGCGCGACGAGGUCUGCGUGAACCCUUAUCAUUAUCAACGAAUCCAACCGCCAGUUCUGCCGGCCAUUCUCGUGCCGCGGCACAACCUAGCCGGGGACGAGGCCGUCCUCUACAACACCUCUCUCGAGGAGCUUAGCGUCAGCGUGCCGGAGAACACGAGCUUCCACGCGACGCUCAAUCACCAGCACCACAAUCAGCAAGGCAUACAGCAGUCCCCGCAACAGCAGCAGCAGCAACAGCAACAACAGCAGCAACCAAAUAAUCCGUACCAAGGAAUGCAGAGCAUGCAGGCGACGAGUCCAGCGAGUGUCGGGAGUCUGGGAAGCGUGCAGGGCUCGCCUCAUCCCGCGCCGGGAUCCAUGGAUCCUCCAGCGGAUACGCCGCCGCCAGGAUACAUCAGCGAGGACGGCGACAACAUGGACCAUAACGACAACAUGUCUCUGUCGCGCCUGUCGCCCAGUCCUGUGGACGCGCAGCCGGUUAUGUAUUGCGAGCCCGCGUUUUGGUGUUCGAUUAGUUACUACGAGCUGAACACGAGGGUGGGCGAGACGUUUCACGCGUCGCAGCCGAGCAUCACCGUGGACGGCUUCACCGAUCCCAGCAACUCCGAGCGCUUCUGCCUCGGCUUGCUGUCCAACGUGAACCGCAACACGGUGGUCGAGCAGACCAGGCGACACAUCGGUAAAGGCGUUAGACUAUACUACAUCGGCGGCGAGGUGUUCGCGGAGUGUCUGUCCGACUCGAGCAUCUUCGUACAGAGUCCCAAUUGCAAUCAACGUUACGGUUGGCACCCGGCCACGGUGUGCAAGAUACCGCCAGGAUGCAAUCUGAAGAUCUUCAACAACCAGGAGUUCGCGGCGUUGCUCUCGCAGUCGGUGUCGCAGGGUUUCGAGGCGGUGUACCAACUGACGCGUAUGUGCACGAUUCGUAUGAGCUUCGUGAAGGGCUGGGGCGCGGAAUACCGCCGGCAGACCGUCACCUCGACCCCCUGUUGGAUCGAGCUGCAUUUAAACGGGCCGCUGCAGUGGCUUGACAGGGUACUCACGCAGAUGGGCUCGCCCCGCCUACCCUGUUCCUCGAUGUCCUAAGCCUUUGCGUCAUCCUCCACCCGUUUGUGAGAGAACACGUGAAUGCCCUUCGUGCGCUGUCCUCGUCGUCGUCGUCGUCGUUGUUGUCGUUGUCGUCGUCGAUCGGUUCGUCCCUUCGUCACGGUACGUGAAAGCUUGAUCAGAUUUCCUCGAACGAACUAUAAUGACACGCGAACAAGAGACGCAUGAUCUCACGCUCUUCGAGGCCUGAUCGAGAGAAAAAGAGAGAGUGAUAGAGCCAGACCGGUAAAUUGGCGUCGCUCAAGCACAACGACACCGAAUUCUCUGCGCCGAAAUCGCGCGGUGGCUUCACUCCGGACGUCGUGCAGUCGCGUGCCCGACCGGGAACCGGGAACUGCGAUCGUGAGAGGGCGUGUGAAUGUGACUGGGAAGGGGAAAUGCAAAAUCGAAACGACGACCCACUCACUCGCUUGCUCGCUCUUACGACGAUAAAUAUCAUAGUAAAUAUACAUAUACAGAAGGAAAGAGAGAGAGAAAGAGAGAGAGAGUCUGUCCUAUACUGUGGAUCGAUGUGAUCGGGAGAUAUAAAGAUGCAAGGGUCGCAGAAAGACCUUGCUGGACGCGGCUUGUAAUCGCGCAUAUACACUGCAAUUGGCGUACAAGAUAUAUCCAGGGUGAUUAAUUCGAGUUUAGUCGAUUUAUAAGAAACAGAGCAAGUGAGAUAUAUAUAUAUAUAUAUAUAUAUAUAUAUAUAUAUAUAUAUAUAUAUAUCGCACGCUACAGAGAGCUCACACUUUUACAUAUUUUUAUCGUUUGUUAAGGCAGACACACAACUACAGUCGUGUACCAGUAUACGCUACCACAGACUUUACGAGAUAAUAUACAUUAAUACAUAAUCUGUUAUGUAUGUUCGCUUGGACUAGAAUCUGCUGUGGUGGGGCUCACCACUUGAAUAUUCUAUAUCCGCGUAUACAUGCAGACACCACAUAACGCGUACAUACGUUACACACGUAUGUGAACACACAUGUAUAUGUCGUUCUACGAAAUUCGUUGAAGGGGAUUACAAUAGCGUUCACACCGGUGAGAAGAGUGUAUACACUCCGUCGUGUCGCAUAAGAUCUUCCAAUUCUCUAGACGGUUGUAGCGCGGUUUUACUUUUAUUUUAUUCUUUUUUCUUUUACCGUAUUUUGAGGAUGUUUUUUUUUUAGUUAGUCGACAAUUGCAUUAAUAUACAAAAGUUAUUUUGGCUGUGUACAUCUAACGACGCUUGUGACAGUUUUAGUGCGUUUUAGUACGCUAUUUACUCGGUUAUAUACAUAUAUAUUUUUUUUAAUAACAGAUAUAGAGAUGUUAUUAGAAAUAUAAAGUUUAUAUAUAUAUAUAUAUAUAUAUAUAGUAUAUGUGCAUGCAAAUUUCUCUUACGAUAUAUUUAAUUUCUAUUACGUUGGUUUCUUUUUUCUUACUCCCUUUUACAAUUUUUGCUCUCUUUUACUUCAGAAUCGAGUUAACUUCUAUCUUGCUUCUCGACGGUAGCAGGUACGCGAGGUACUUAAAUUAUUCUUCCGACUCUUCUUGCCCUUUUUUCACUGCUUCGACAAAAUUACCAAGGAUUAUCUGAAACGUAGUUCGUUCUUGGAUCGGCACGUGGAGUGAGUGUCUAUCGACGGGAGCAUUCCAGCCCCGAAGAGACGGAAUCUCGACGCUGACUCGUGUUUUAUUUAAUUAGCCGGGGGCUUUAAUAUCCCGGCGCUUCAGUGCGGCACGGCGAGCUGUAUUUCCUGGCAAACGACAGGAAGGACUUACAUCCCGGGAAUCGCUCGGAAACUGUGAACGACGAUGACAACGACGACAACGAGGCAGAGGGACACGCCGUUCUGUCGCGGCUGCUCGACCACGAUGUGCCAAAGUCAGCUGAGACCGCGGACGUUGGCUCUACACGAUCAGUCAGAGAAAGCUGAAGCAGAGUGUGUCGGAGGACAGCAGCGGACUCGACAAUCUGGCCGAGUGUUAACGAUGUUCGAUGCGAGCAGGUCUGCGUCUGUCGCGUCUAACUCUUGAUGGUGCCCCGCGACGGAAUCAUCGGCAGGAAGACGUUCCCGGCCAGCUGUGUUGUCGCCGUAAACGGGAAGAAACGAGAUCGGUCAGUUUAGAAUUAUUAUUGGUUGGACGAGAGGUGUCACGGCGACGACUUGUGACUGCAAAGAUCCUAGAGUCUGGAAAGCGAAAAGUUGCGCCAACCUGGUGAUCGCUCUCGUUGUGUCAUUAUUAUAUAUAUAUAUUUUUUUUUGUCACGUAAGCACACAAAAAUGUCAAUCAGCGUCGCCCUAUACGCUGGAACGUUGCCGCUUAACGCUAUUCACGAAACGCUAUUCAUAAUUUUCAAGAGAAACAGAGAAUAUGUACACGGAAAAAAGGGCUGUUGUGUCAACGGAAGUUGCCAACGUCACCGUAAUUGGGGUAAACCUUCUUGAUUCAACCAGCAAUAUGAUUGACACAAAUACAUCACGUCCUUCGAUGUCUCGAGUAUUAAUUUCAAUGGUAUUGUUGGUGAUUCGAGAAGAUUUAUUCCAAUUACGAUGAUGUCGGUAAUUCCUAUUGAUACAACAGCAUUCUUUUCCGUGUAUAUAUAUAUAUAUACAUAUGUGUGUAUAUAUUAUAAUAUAUUAAUUACCUAAAAGGCACUGCAUCGCGGUGCGGGAAUAUCUUAUGCGAGACUCUUAUCGGUGGAUUCUGGCGCAUUGUAAUCUUCGAUGUGAGAAAUAUGAAACGUCACGAAUAAAAAUUGUCGUGGGAUGAAGAUACCGUUCGGAAACGAUCAUCUCCUUCGGAGAGAGAGAGAUCCAAUAAUGCAGAGAUAACAAUAAAAGUUGUUUUUCGAGCCUCACGUUUCUUUCCGCGUUUCCCCUCGCAUUUCGUUUACCGAUUCGAGCUCGAGAGACGCGCGGAAUGCCACGAGGAGAGAUCACGGCAAUCCUUUUCUUUUUUCUUUCCACGAAAUGCGCGACGAAGCCUUCUUCUGCGUGGCGGCGCACGUAAGGGAAGAGUUCGCUCUUUCGAUUCUCCCGAUUUCGCGUGACUUUGUUGUCGUGGGUCAUCGACGUCUCGCUAAUGACGAUCGAGGAGACGAGCGCGCUGACGAUCCGUAACGUUGCACGGACGACGACGAUGCGAGAGACUUGAAUGCCGGUCGAGUGAGAUUCAACGAGUGGAAGAUGAGAAUUGCGAGGUGUUAGAAAGCGGAGAAGAUAAGAAAUCAUUGUUACGUUAUCUACGUCCCCUUUCCCUAGGCCGGGCGACAGAGAAAACUGUAAAAAAGAGGAUGUAUUUCGGGUGUGAAUCACGAGAUACAACGCCGUGAUGAAGUAUGCCGAAUAUCAAACGCGAGACGCAUCGUUGAGAAAAUGUGGUACAAAAUACAUACGUACUUUUUAAAGGAUCGGACUCUGAUAUACAAGAUACGAACAAAGAAAAACAAAAAGAGAAAGAGAGAGAAGGAAAAGAAGACGAGAGUAUUUUGUAUCGUAGAUAUUUAUGUCGCGAGUAUGCACGUGUAAUACUGGAAAAAAAAGAAAACUAAACGUACUGUCCAGUCCUGCCUGUCGCGCUCCAGCGAGAAUUUAUAUGUACGCGAGGGAAGGAAAGGGAUUCUGACAGUAGAGUGAGAUGGAAGGAGGGCAGAAAGGAACUCGAAAGCAUACAGUGGUUAAAGGGACGAGGUGGAGGAGGAGGAGGAGGAUAAAGAGAGGAAUGAGGAAAUAAUUAUCCAGAUUGUACCGCCACUCUUAUAGCUUAAUUCCUUAGGUAAGCGUGCUGGGCUUUCGCGGGGAACAUUUUAACCGACACGAUGAAGUCUGCAUUUCAUUAGGUCGGCAACGGUAAAAGCGGAGAGGAGAAGAUAGAGGAGGGGGUGGAGGAGAAAAAGGAGGAGAGAGAGAGAGAGAGAGAGAGGCGGUAUUACCUAUUCGGCACGAUUGUAUAUGAAGCGCGGGGAGUUGAAAGUUUAUUUUCUUACAUUGUUGUGCGCGCGCGAUCGAUUUGUCUUUUUAUACGAGAGGAUGAUCGAGACAUCAGUGCGUUCUGCGAAAGCCCAACAUAUCUCAAUCGUUGGGCAGCUCGAGUCGGUGGCAGCAGUAACAGCAGCUGAUACCUAAUCGCGGCGAACGUCGUCUCCCUUCUCACGCGAAGAUAAGAAAGAAAAAGACACAAUGCACGUGAACAUACGUACACACAUGUUGCACGCGUACGCUGCGAGAAAAAUAUUCAAUAAAUAAAAAAAUAUUCGAUAAGCACGUAUUUUUACUUGAAUAUUUACUUGAAUCAAAACUGUUCUGUUCAAAUAAACGAUUACUUUCAUCAAAAGCAAAAAGGUAUUUUAGGAAAAUAUAUAUUUUCUCAUUUGGAAGAGAUUCUUUUUCCAACGUGAAAAGAUGUUAGGUAGAAGUACUAUUUUAAAGACGUAUUUAAAGACAAAAAUAAUAAGGAUGUCCAGAGUUGAGUAUCGGUGUUGUUAGCGUCCAGGCACCGGUACUUUUAUUAGUGCAAGUAAAUAUGUUAUCAAUCGCGAAUAUAAAUAUUUCUUAUUUCUUGGAUAUUUUCUUCUCACAGUGCACCCCGCAUCCUCUCGGGGGAGUCCAUCGACCCAGUUUGCGACCUCGUAACCUCGCGAAUAUCGUGGAAACGAUGUCACGCGUGUGACUGUCAACUUUGCUUACGAACAGUUUUUACCUCCCUGCAGACUGCCAUUAGAAUAUUAUUAAGGAACCAAUACAGACACAGAGGAGAGCACGCUCCGUGUCUUUUCCCGCGAAACGCUCUUCUGCCCACCAUAUUCCCUUCGAAGGAUUCCCGUCCUGAAGCGACACGUAUCCACGUCGCUUGGUAUCAUUGUAUCACACUGAGAGAAAAUACUUGAAAAUUUGAUCUUCAUGGAAAACAGAGUCUGUGAGUAAACUUUAUAUCCCGCAAAUAAAUUCAACUCUGAAUAUUCUAAUAUUUUUUUGUUUUUCUAAAUAUGAAUAUUUGAACUUUCAACGUGUAUACACACAGAUGCAUAUAUAUAUAUAUAUAUAUAUAUAUAUAUAUAUAUAUAUAUAUAUAUUUGAUAUACGUGUAUACAUUCUCUUUACACAGGGAAUUUAUUUGGAUUAACUAAAAAACUUCACAUCCAAGAAGUAAGCCACAUAGCUGUAAAUAUCCUCGGAGAUGGCUGAAGGCUCGGUGAAAUAUCCACUGGAAUUAAAAUUCUCUGGAAUUAGAAAAAAAAUAUCAUCCAAGAAAUAAAUUUUCGAAUAUCUUUUUCUCAGUGCACACAGUUUCGCGACACAUAAUAUUACAUCGACGUGCAAGAUCGCUCAGAGUUGUUCGGUAACUUUUCGCACGGAGAUUCUCUCAUGCUUCGCGGCCGAGAGGUGACGGGUCCGACGACAAAGUUUCUUGUGUCGUGACAUAUCAAUUAUUCGCGUGAUAUUGUAGGUCGGCGAAAUCGCUUGCACGGUGCCGGGCGCGUCGAGGGUGCCGUUCAAGGGGGACAACUGUGAUAGCUGUGGAAGGAAACAACCUUACGCUCUCGUUCGCGCUUGUUAACCGUUUCAACGAUCUUGCGGUUCCCGCGGUGCGACGAAUAAAGGGGUUACGGUGUUACAACACAAUAGGCGCGAUAUCGUGAGAAAUUUCGGAGAUAUGAAGCAAACCUUUCGUUCCGUCUGCCAAAGUGUCGAGGGUCGUUUGCCAAAGUUUCGUUUAAGUGACUACUCUUUCCCCCUCGGGCGAUUGCAGGCACUCGUGAUACAGCAUCGGGCGCGGUCGAGUUCUCUCUGCCUUCUUUUUCUUCUUUGGUUUGUUUUUACAGGCCGCUCCCGUUCGCGAUUGAUCGGCGAGUCGAAGAGAAUCGAUCGGCGAGUACGAUCGAGUUGCACUCUCAAUCGAGUUUCUAGUCUCCGAAAUCUCGGGAUUCUGAUCCUUCUGCGCGAUGUACAAGCGUUGUGAUUAAGUGUCCAUUGUGGAAUAGAGGAGAGAGAGAGAGAGAGAGAGAGAGAGAGAGAGAGAGAGAGAGAAUGUUCUCUCCUUUAUAUUUAAGUAUGUUGUAGGGAUUUCCAAUGAAUUUUCUAUGACUUUACUCGCAAAGAAGAAUCAGAAUCCCACGCGAAUCGCACGAUUCUCUUUGAUUCGCAUUUUUCUCUCGCAGGGAUUGAUCGACUGCUCGAGAGUGUGUGCGUGUGUGUGUGUGUGGUGUGUAUGCGUGUGUGUGUCAGGCGGCUGUGUAAUAUAUCAUUGUACUUGAUGCACGUACGACUCCGAAGUUUCGAAUCGAGCGGCCCGACGAUCACGGUUUUUAAUUCUAUAAACUACUUAUAUAAAUAAAUAAAAAAUAUAUAUAAAUAUACAUAUAUAUAUAUAUAUUUCUCUUGCGUAUGGGCGGUCGCGUUCGUGCCGUGGAAAUGAACAGAGACGAUUUAUAUAGUGGACAUGUACGAAAAGAAUCGUCCUAUAUCAUUUAUAUUCGGCAGAAACUGGCUUAAAAAAAAAAAUUCGCAUUUUCACGCGCACGGACGUGAUAUUUUAUGAGAAUAUGAGAGACGAGAGUGAAAGAGAAUGAAAGUGAGAGAGAGAGAGAAUGAGUGAAAGAAAAUAAACGAGAGACAUUAGGAAACGGAAUAUCGAGUCUGAGACUGUAUAAUAAUUAUAAAUAAAUGUAUACGUUAAGACUAAAAGAAAAAGAUAGAGAGAGAGAGAGAGAGAGAAAGAGAGAGAGAAAGAGAGAGAAUGUCCCGUUGUUUCCUUUUUAAUGAUAUGGUGUUACAACGAUUACUUUCCUCUAAUAGUAUCUUGCGUUUCUUCGCAACUCCUUUCCUUGCAAGAUCUAAUUGUAAGCAUAAGUCUAGCAUUUAUUAACGUGAAUAAGGUAUUUGUAGAAUCUUUCUUAUCUUAAUAAAGAUAAGUCCCGGCUGA
This is a messenger RNA of Odontomachus brunneus, 8346 nucleotides long. It is a transcript of the gene Smox, whose product is annotated as mothers against decapentaplegic homolog 3-like. Gene Ontology annotation, biological process: cell differentiation; SMAD protein signal transduction; BMP signaling pathway. The transcript is spliced from 7 exons. Gene Ontology annotation, molecular function: I-SMAD binding; RNA polymerase II cis-regulatory region sequence-specific DNA binding; DNA-binding transcription factor activity, RNA polymerase II-specific. Gene Ontology annotation, cellular component: heteromeric SMAD protein complex. NCBI's taxonomy places the organism in Eukaryota, Metazoa, Arthropoda, Insecta, Hymenoptera, Formicidae. The record is from RefSeq and is a predicted model, not a curated record. Bases 1 to 1437 code for a protein of 478 amino acids.